AUGGAGCGGGUGGACACGGCCCACAGGUCCUUUAUCUGCGUGAUCUCUAGUCUGCUGUGGAGCUUGGGCAACAUGCUGCUGGGCGCCUUGGUCUACCUGGUCCUGGACUGGCGGGUCCUGGUCAUGACGGUGACCUCGCCCCUGAUCCUCGCUACCCUCACCUGGUGCUGGAUUCCAGAAUCUUCUCGCUGGCUUUUGGCGCACGGACGAGUGAAAGAGGCGGAGUUCUACCUGGACAAAUGUGCAGCCAUGAACAAGAGAGCAAAGUUCUCAUCCAAACUCAAACUGCAGGUGAAGUCCAGCAAGGGUGAAAAGUACAACUACCUCCACCUGCUGAAGACCCCCAAGCUAAGGCGGCUAACGCUGAUCAUGGGACUGCUGUGUUUGAACAUGGUUGGCUUGGGCCUGAACAUUUAUUUAACGCACAUCAUCUUCGCCGCCAUGGAAGUUCCUGCCAAGCUGCUGAUUUAUGUUUUGAUGGACAAGGUCGGCCGCAGGAAGUCUCUCGCUGGAACGCUGAUACUGACAGGAAGUUGCAUCGCCAUCAACACCAUUCUUCCCCGAGAUUUGUGGCAUUUGCGUUCUGCUGUGGUCAUCCUGGGUAAAGGACUAUCUCAAGCCUCCUUCACCACAGUCUACCUGUACACCUCAGAACUCUACCCUACUGUACUCAGAACCUUUCAAGGUGAGACUGACGAUCACAUGACCCACCUGUGCAGCGUCUGUAGUGACGGCGUGGAGGACGCCGACAACUGUUGUCACUCAUAA
Messenger RNA from Nerophis ophidion (straightnose pipefish), 768 nucleotides. Its product is annotated as solute carrier family 22 member 7-like. The record is from RefSeq and is a predicted model, not a curated record. Lineage: Eukaryota; Metazoa; Chordata; Actinopteri; Syngnathiformes; Syngnathidae. The transcript has 6 exons. Gene Ontology annotation, cellular component: membrane. Gene Ontology annotation, biological process: transmembrane transport. The coding region runs from base 1 to 768 and encodes 255 amino acids. Gene Ontology annotation, molecular function: transmembrane transporter activity.